AUGCUUCUGGGGAAGAGGCCUCGCCCUCCGAUGAGGAGGACCACCAGCCUGUCGGAGAUCACCUUCGACGUUGGAGGGGGCGGAGAGCCGCCCCACGCUGCCGCCGGCAACCCUCCGCCGCCGAGGCAUCAACGGCCGCCUCCCGCCGUGGGAGGUGCGGACGGCUACAUCUGCGGUGGCUACGAUAGACGGCAGCAGGCUGCGGCGGCGGCGGCGCCGCCCCCGCAGCCGCCGUAUCACUGGCCGCAGCAGCAGCACCAGGAUCAGGGGCCGUCGAAUGGACUGGACACGAGGUAUCUGGCGUCGAUGGUGUCGCCGAGGAACCCGCGGAGGAACUCCGGGGACUUCGCCGUGGAGCCGGCUCCUUUUCUGAGGACUUGCGGGCUCUGCAAGCGCCGCCUCGGCCCUGGGAAGGACACCUUCAUGUACAGGUGAAACCCUACGCUGGAGCCCUCCGCCAUCGCGGUUUCUUCCUCUUCUACCACCGAUGGUGGGAACCUCACCUGCAUGCUUUGUCGGAAAAUUCAGCUGAUCCUUCAGGAACUGGAACUUCUGGGUUCUUGGGUUUUCUUCGUAGAUUUGAACCGUUCCCUUUUAUUGUCAUGUUUUUGUUAGUCGCCGUAUUCGUUGACCUUUCUGAUGGGAAUCUGUGAACGAGGAUCUUCGUUGACUUUUUUGUAUAGGUGUUCUCCUGAUCCGAUCCUUCUGGUGUAGUUCUUCCACUCAUUCCUGCUGAUCUCUUUAUUUUCGAGAUGCUGCGAUUGGAAUUAGUUUAUUUUGUGAUUUCUCUGGUUUAUCAUGCGGUUACCGUGAAUUUAUGUUCAGAUUCCGAUAAGAAAUCUAUGACAUUUCCCCCGUGAUUGGGAAUUUUAUUUCUAUUUUUUUCUCAUCAUCCUCCCUCCUCUUCCUCAGGGGUGAGGUCGCCUUUUGCAGCAUGGAGUGUAGGCAGCAGCAGAUAACUCUGGACGAGAGGAGGGAGAGGAAGGAGAGGUGCUCCCUUGCUUCCAUGAAGAAGGACACGCCGGAGCUUCCCCAGAGCGCCGCCGCAGCAGAAGCCGCCGCCGCCGCCGACGGCGAGACGGUCGCCGCCGCAUGA
Spirodela intermedia is the source of this 1096-nucleotide messenger RNA. Lineage: Eukaryota; Viridiplantae; Streptophyta; Magnoliopsida; Alismatales; Araceae. The record is from the annotation of a GenBank genome assembly.